Magnolia sinica is the source of this 960-nucleotide messenger RNA. RefSeq lists its product as uncharacterized. The coding region runs from base 344 to 694 and encodes 116 amino acids. Lineage: Eukaryota; Viridiplantae; Streptophyta; Magnoliopsida; Magnoliales; Magnoliaceae. The transcript has 3 exons. The record is from RefSeq and is a predicted model, not a curated record.
GCGACUAAGACCUUGAUCGUUGACUCCUUUAACCAUGACUUAGAAAAACUAUCAAAUCAUGCAAACAGUGAGGCCCAUCCAAUGGAAUGCUUGAAUCUUGCGCACGUAUGGCAUGCGGAUGGUCAGGGCUUCACAUGCGCUUUGGCUUAGUAAAAUUCUGUGCGUAGUGUGCUUGGUUAUUCAAUUUGUAAAAGUGGAGCCAAUGGUUAUGUGAUCCAUUGCGGUGAUCUGAUGAGCUCCAUUGUUCAGAUUUUCAGUCUGGAAAGGUAAUCCAGAUGUUCAGUCUCCCAUACGUACAAAGUUACUAAGCUGUAAUAACUCUAAGACUUGGGGUGCUCAGAUCAUGCGUCAAGAUUGGGCUGAAGAAGCAAGAGUAGGUUUCAAGCAGUCCAAACUGGCAAAUCAAUGUAAUUAUCGGUAUAAAAUAUACGCUGAAGGAUAUGCAUGGUCAGUGAGUUUAAAAUAUAUAAUCGCAUGUGGUUCUCUUUCACUAAUAAUACAUCCACAGUACAAGGAUUUCCUCAGCCGGGGUCUUAUGCCCAGAAAAAACUAUUGGCCCAUUAGUCCCACCAACCUUUGUCCAUCUAUCAAGUUUGCUGUUGACUGGGGCAAUGAGCAUCCAUUGGAGGUACCCUCUUCCCUCCUCUCCAACCUUCAACAUAUUCUUCUUCAUCUUGCCUCAUCAUGUUUUUGAGGGAUGUUAGGCUGUGGCAGGCUCCAUUUCCAUCACUUGUUCCCACUUGAAUGGGAAAUGCUCAAUUGGUCACUUGUUUCACUUUUUGAAUAAAUAAUGUCAACCCCUCUUAACUCAUUAGCAUAUGUUUGAUCUUAUUGUUGGGCAUAACUGAUGCCUUUAUUGAGGGAUUUAUAAACCAGUUGGCACCAUCAUCAUCCUAGCCUUGUUCCAGCUGCUACUUGGGGUCAGCUUUAUAAAUCCCAUUUUUGUCAAAAAUUACAAAG